GUAUCCUCCAGCGUCACUCCCUCCAAUCUCGGCUCGCUGCCUCAUUGUGCCGGAUCCACCCACCGGCGGAAUUGUAUUGGAAAGGGUUUGACAGAUUUACCACCACCAUCACCAAUGGACGGCUCAGAACCAUAUCGGGAGCCCCGGAAGCGGACUCGCAUUGUCCAGGCCUGCGAGCAAUGCCGCGCCAGAAAAGUCAAGUGCAACGGAGAGCAUCCCUGCCUUGCCUGCUGGCAGCACAAUCAAUCGUGCAGGUACCAAGAAGCCCCGCGCACCAGAGGGCGUUCCUCCAAAAGGCUGAAACCGAAGGCGCCCACUCCGCUCUCUCCUGGGAAUCCGACUUCUACCUCGUCCUCUCUUCGCGGGAAUGGCAUUGGCGACCGGAAAGUGGCGUCAACGUGUACCAGCAGCGAUCGAGGACCGGCUCGCUAUAGCCCGGAGGAAUAUCGUCAGCAACUGGAGCUCCGAGCGGGGAUCGCGGUGUCUAAUCGCCAAACGGGAUCCUUCCAGUUCUACGGACCCUCGUCGCAUUUCUGCUUGAUCCAGCGCAUCUACCAGCGCAUGAAGCGGCAGUCGCAUGGAAGACUCCUGGACGCGCCCAAGGCCACAGAUGCGACCGGUAUGGGGGAAUCGGGCUUGGAGCGGUUCAUGUUCGCCGCAGGGUCGGCGGCUCUUCGCCCUUUGGGCAGCUCAGUGGACUCGUUCCUGUCGAAGGACAUGGGAUAUCAGUUCAUCGCGGCCUAUUUUACCGUCAUUCAUCCCCACAUGCCUGUUCUGGACCAAGGGAUCAUUACCCAGUUGUGGGAUCAGCUGUGGGAUGCCCCAGCUCCGGGGCGCGAGAUGAAGUCGAAGGAUCUGGUCUACAUGACGCUGGCCCUGGGCGCUCGAACCAUGGCGCGCGAGGACACCAAUCGUGCACAGAUGCUCGAUAACUGGGCGGACCACUUCUGGGCCCAAUCCAAUGACUACAGCAUGUUGUUCCUGGAACCUUCCCUGAAAGGUAUCCAUCUACUACUUCUGAAGGCCAUGUAUGCUUUCCACGGGAUGAGGCCCAACGACGCCUAUCUCUUCCUGGGGCAUGCGGCGCGGAGUGUGCUCGCACUGGGUCUCAAUCGCAGUCAGGUCGCGAAUGGCCCCGGCGCCAUCACGCAUAAGCUCCGGGUUACGUUCUGGUCCGUAUACUACUACGAGCGGCUGUGUGCGUUUUUUACCGGUCGUCCAUCGGGCUUCUUGGACAUACACAUCGACGUGUCACUUCCGGAAGACACCACCCACAGUAGCCGCACUACGCUCCUCGACGCAACUAGGGGCGACACCGAUGGCCCGUCGACAGAAUGCGCUUUCCUGAGGGCGAUGGUGGGGAUCGGGCAAUUAAUCGAGAAGGUGUCCAGCGAACUGUUCUCCUUGGCCAACGUCCAGACACUCUACAGCCAACGGAAGGUGGACACUGCCAUCCUCGAGUGUGAUGCCUCCCUACAGAAAAUUCAGCGGACGCUGCCUCCGUACCUGCACUUCUUCACCCGAGACCGGCCCCGGAGCGAGCUGUGGCGGGAGAUCCAGUGCGCACAUUUGGGCCUAGCCUUCCACCUGAUCAAGAUGAUGAUCCGGAGACCGGCCCUGGUGCAUUGCACAGUCGCCCAGGCCCAGGGUCAGAGCCUCGCGGAAUCGCAGACGUUGGAGGACCUCCAGCCCUCGAUCGACCUAUCGAUUCAAUCGGCCAAAGAGAUCAUUGACAUCGCCCACAGCGCGAUCAUGGAUCGGGCGACGUGUAUGCGCAACGAUGUAUCGGUGGCCAAUUAUAUUGUGUCGGCGUGCGUAACACUUCUCUAUCACGUCCUGGACCCGCUCACGGUCGAGCAUGCGAAAAACAUCUUCAGCUCGGUGGAGCGCGGGAUCCACUGCCUCGAUCAGAUGGAGCAUCACGGGCCCAUGACGGAGAAGGCGCUCAGCAUGGAUAUCAUGAAGUGUGCGAAAGAUGCCCUGCUGCUCUCCACGAUCGAGAAAAGCCUGGAGGAAGAGAUGACGGACAAUUUCCCCUGGUUGAAGUAGUGAGAUCUAUCUGCCCGCCAAGCCGGGAGAGGUUUUGGAUCCCAUCGACGAACCGAUUGGCUAUGUGCCCGAGGUCAUCCCCGA
This is a messenger RNA of Aspergillus ibericus CBS 121593, 2133 nucleotides long. RefSeq lists its product as uncharacterized. The coding region runs from base 115 to 2049 and encodes 644 amino acids. The record is from RefSeq and is a predicted model, not a curated record. Gene Ontology annotation, molecular function: zinc ion binding; DNA-binding transcription factor activity, RNA polymerase II-specific; DNA binding. NCBI's taxonomy places the organism in Eukaryota, Fungi, Ascomycota, Eurotiomycetes, Eurotiales, Aspergillaceae. The transcript is spliced from 5 exons. Gene Ontology annotation, biological process: DNA-templated transcription; regulation of DNA-templated transcription.